Kwoniella botswanensis is the source of this 270-nucleotide messenger RNA. RefSeq lists its product as uncharacterized. NCBI's taxonomy places the organism in Eukaryota, Fungi, Basidiomycota, Tremellomycetes, Tremellales, Cryptococcaceae. Bases 1 to 270 code for a protein of 89 amino acids. The record is from RefSeq and is a predicted model, not a curated record. Gene Ontology annotation, biological process: nucleic acid metabolic process. The transcript is spliced from 4 exons. Gene Ontology annotation, molecular function: RNA endonuclease activity.
AUGCCAGUGAACAUCAAGCCAGUAGUAGGAGCAGGUCUAGCCAGUUGCUGUACCAUCUUUUCCAUAUUGGGUAUUGUGAUAUUACUCACCCUAGGAUCAUUCUUCAGCAAACAUGUUGAAGGAUUGACAGGCUCGACUAAAGAUCCCGAGAACCCCGAUCACGUAGCUAAGAUGUGUUAUGUCGCUGCUAUCAUAUAUGGUGGAUUCGUGGUGUUCUGUGGGCUACAAAUGGCAGUGCAUCGACGAUAUCCCCGUGGAGUACAACUGUAG